AUGUAUCGAACAGCGUCGAGGCGCGUCUGCGCCCAAGCUUCCAAGCUCGUAUCAUCACAGCAACAGCAAUGGACAGCGACCCGAUCAAUACAUCAGAUUCAGCUUGCUCGGCCUACACCAUAUUCCAGGUCCUCUAGAUGUAUGGCUAUUAGCAUGCCAAGCUCCUCUGCUCGCCACCUCACAACUGCGCAAAAAAUUCGCAUGAAAUACCGCGAAGCGUCCAAGGGCGUCUUCCGCAAGAACCCGAUCUUGCUUCCUCUCGCCAUUUUCUCCGUGGUCGGCGGUAUCGUCGUUUUCGCAUACGUAUCCUACGUGGAGGUGACUCGUGUUCAGCCUCAGUAUCACAAGUUUCCCGCGCCGGUCACGGAGAAGCUGCGCACGGCAGUGUAUUACACCGAAAUCAGCCUGAACCCACCAAAGGCCUUGACUGCUUACAAGGAGGCCCUGAAAAUCGCCCUGGAAAUGGGAAUGCAUCCUUUCUCGGAUGAAGUUUUGGGUAUCAAGCUGCAGGUUGCCAUGAUGUUGGAAAAGUCCGGACUGGUCAAGCCUGCGGUCGAGGUGCUUGAGCGUACCAAGAUGGAAGCUUUGAGGUGGAUCGAGGAAGGUCGCAAGUCAGAGACAUCCGCCGCAGAUUCUGCAAGUGCCGAGAAGGAGCUUUUGAACGCGCGCAACUCACCCACAAGCGUCCAACCCAAUGAGGAGGACUUGCAGGAAACAUUGAAGCAAAUGAAGGAAAAUCAAGAAUUCGAGGCCAGACAGCGCGAUCGUGCUCUCAAAAAAGUGGUUGGGAUCGAGAUGAAACUUGCCGAGCUGUACGCGAGCGAUUACAUGCAGGACGAGAAAAAGGCCGAGGAGUCUCAGGUUGCCGCCGUGGAGCUGUGUUUGAAAGAGCUCAACAGACGGCAGAAGCUUGGUCUUCCCAUCGGUGGAGGUAGUACCUCGAACGAAGGCAACACCGAGGCAUGGCUGAGCAUGACUGAGAUUGCGACCGCAUUGGCCGAACUCGCCGAUACGUACACGGCAAAGGAGCGUGCCGAGCUUGCAAUGCCUCUGUAUCUGCGCGCAUUAGACCUGAUUCGUACCGCAGAGGGUAACACACCCUCCUGCAAGCAGGUCGUUCUAUUGAACAGCGUCGCCACCGCGAUGGUCGGCCAAGCUCAGCUUCCAGUCAAAUCCCGAUCGCAGGAGAAACAGGCCGUGUCAAGGGAGCAAAGUAUUGACGCUGCUCGUCAAUGGGCGCAGAAGGCUAUCGAUGUCGCCGCGUACAUUCAGCCGCCUGUUCGUGACGAGGAGUGCGAUAUCACCUGCGUGGUUGCGACCUAUAAUCUGGGUGAGAUCGCCGAGCUGCAGGGCAAGUCAGACGUAGCGCUGCAGCGUUAUAAAGAGGCCAAGUCGCUUGCCCAAGGGUUGGCUUAUGAGGAUGGAAUCGCCAUGGCAGACCAAGCUUUGAAGCGUCUGAAAAAUUGA
Penicillium oxalicum is the source of this 1467-nucleotide messenger RNA. RefSeq names its product TPR domain protein. Gene Ontology annotation, molecular function: misfolded protein binding. The transcript has a single exon. Gene Ontology annotation, biological process: protein quality control for misfolded or incompletely synthesized proteins. Gene Ontology annotation, cellular component: i-AAA complex. Bases 1 to 1467 code for a protein of 488 amino acids. The record is from RefSeq and is a predicted model, not a curated record. Lineage: Eukaryota; Fungi; Ascomycota; Eurotiomycetes; Eurotiales; Aspergillaceae.